This is a messenger RNA of Closterium sp. Naga37s-1, 2940 nucleotides long. The record is from the annotation of a GenBank genome assembly. Lineage: Eukaryota; Viridiplantae; Streptophyta; Zygnematophyceae; Desmidiales; Closteriaceae.
AUGUCUGGUUUGGCUCAGGUUGACUCUGCUGCUGCUCAUGAGGAGGUGUGUUGUUCUCAGGUACAGGUGGGGAUGCUGUGGUAUCUCGAGCAGGUGCACUUGGAGGGGCGUUGUGCGACCAAGGAGAGAUGGGUUAGAAAACUUACUUGCUUGUCGUUGGUUCUUGCCUUUGCUGUUGUUGUUGUUGUUGUUGUUGUUGUUGUUGUUGUUGUUGUUGUUGUUGUUGUUGUUGUUGUUGUUGUUGUUGUUGUUGUUGUUGCCUUUGUUGUUGUUGUUGUUGUUUUUGUUGUUGUUGUUGUUGUUGUUGUUGUUGUUGUUGUUGCCUUUGUUGUUGUUGUUGUUGUUGUUGUUGUUGCCUUUGUUGUUGUUGUUGUUGUUGUUGUUGUUGUUGUUGUUGUUGUUGUUGUUGUUGUUGUUGUUGUUGUUGUUGUUGUUGUUGUUGUUGUUGUUGUUGUUGUUGUUGCUGUUGCUGCCUUUGUUGCUGUUCUUGCCUUUGCUGUUGCUGCCUUUGUUGCUGUUGUUGCCUUUGCUGUUGCUGCCUUUGUUGCUGUUGUUGCCUUUGCUGUUGCUGCCUUUGUUGCUGUUGUUGCCUUUGCUGUUGCUGCCUUUGUUGCUGUUGUUGCCUUUGCUGUUUCUGCCUUUGUUGCUGUUGUUGCCUUUGCUGUUGCUGCCUUUGUUGCUGUUGUUGCCUUUGCUGUUGCUGCCUUUGUUGCUGUUGUUGCCUUUGCUGUUGCUGCCUUUGUUGCUGUUGUUGCCUUUGCUGUUGCUGCCUUUGUUGCUGUUGUUGCCUUUGCUGUUGCUGCCUUUGUUGCUGUUGUUGCCUUUGCUGUUGCUGCCUUUGUUGCUGUUGCUGCCUUUGCUGUUGCUGCCUUUGUUGCUGUUGCUGCCUUUGCUGUUGCUGCCUUUGUUGCUGUUGCUGCCUUUGCUGUUGCUGCCUUUGUUGCUGUUGCUGCCUUUGCUGUUGCUGCCUUUGUUGCUGUUGCUGCCUUUGCUGUUGCUGCCUUUGUUGCUGUUGCUGCCUUUGCUGUUGUUGCCUUUGUUGCUGUUGCUGCCUUUGCUGUUGUUGCCUUUGUUGCUGUUGCUGCCUUUGCUGUUGUUGCCUUUGUUGCUGUUGCUGCCUUUGCUGUUGUUGCCUUUGUUGCUGUCGCUGCCUUUGCUGUUGUUGCCUUUGUUGCUGUUGCUGCCUUUGCUGUUGUUGCCUUUGUUGCUGUUGCUGCCUUUGCUGUUGUUGCCUUUGUUGCUGUUGUUGCCUUUGCUGUUGUUGCCUUUGUUGCCUUUGCUGUUGCUGCCUUUGUUGCUGUUGUUGCCUUUGCUGUUGUUGCCUUUGUUGCUGUUGUUGCCUUUGCUGUUGUUGCCUUUGUUGCUGUCGUUGCCUUUGCUGUUGUUGCCUUUGUUGCUGUCGUUGCCUUUGUUGUUGUUGCCUUUGUUGCUGUCGUUGCCUUUGCUGUUGUUGCCUUUGUUGUUGUCGUUGCCUUUGCUGUUGUUGCCUUUGUUGCUGUCGUUGCCUUUGCUGUUGUUGCCUUUGUUGCUGUCGUUGCCUUUGCUGUUGUUGCCUUUGUUGCUGUCGUUGCCUUUGCUGUUGUUGCCUUUGUUGCUGUCGUUGCCUUUGCUGUUGUUGCCUUUGUUGCUGUCGUUGCCUUUGCUGUUGUUGCCUUUGUUGCUGUCGUUGCCUUUGCUGUUGUUGCCUUUGUUGCUGUCGUUGCCUUUGCUGUUGUUGCCUUUGUUGCUGUCGUUGCCUUUGCUGUUGUUGCCUUUGUUGCUGUCGUUGCCUUUGCUGUUGUUGCCUUUGUUGCUGUCGUUGCCUUUGCUGUUGUUGCCUUUGUUGCUGUCGUUGCCUUCGCUGUUGUUGCCUUUGUUGCUGUCGUUGCCUUUGCUGUUGUUGCCUUUGUUGCUGUCACUGCCUUUGCUGUUGUUGCCUUUGUUGCUGUCGUUGCCUUUGCUGUUGUUGCCUUUGUUGCUGUCGUUGCCUUUGCUGUUGUUGCCUUUGUUGCUGUCGUUGCCUUUGCUGUUGUUGCCUUUGUUGCUGUCGUUGCCUUUGCUGUUGUUGCCUUUGUUGCUGUCGUUGCCUUUGCUGUUGUUGCCUUUGUUGCUGUCGUUGCCUUUGCUGUUGUUGCCUUUGUUGCUGUCGUUGCCUUUGCUGUUGUUGCCUUUGUUGCUGUCGUUGCCUUUGCUGUUGUUGCCUUUGUUGCUGUCGUUGCCUUUGCUGUUGUUGCCUUUGUUGCUGUCGUUGCCUUUGCUGUUGUUGCCUUUGUUGCUGUUGUUGUUGUCGUUGCCUUUGCUGUUGUUGCCUUUGUUGCUGUCGUUGCCUUUGCUGUUGUUGCCUUUGUUGCUGUUGUUGUUGUCGUUGCCUUUGCUGUUGUUGCCUUUGCUGUUGUCGUUGCCUUUGCUGUUGUUGCCUUUGCUGUUGUCAUUGCCUUUGCUGUUGUUGCCUUUGCUGUUGUCGUUGCCUUUGCUGUUGUUGCCUUUGCUGUUGUCGUUGCCUUUGCUGUUGUUGCCUUUGCUGUUGUCGUCGCCUUUGCUGUUGUUGCCUUUGCUGUUGUCGCCUUUGCUGUUGUUGCCUUUGCUGUCGUUGCCUUUGCUGUUGUUGCCUUUGCUGUUAUUGCCUUUGCUGUUGUUGCCUUUGCUGUCGUUGCCUUUGCUGUUGUUGCCUUUGCUGUCGUUGCCUUUGCUGUUGUUGUUGCUGACGUUGCCUUUGCUGUUGUUGUUGCUGUCGUUGCCUUUGCUGUUGUUGCCUUUGCUGUUGUUGCCUUUGCUGUUGUUGUUGCCUUUGCUGUUGUUGCCUUUGCUGUUGUCGUUGCCUUUGCUGUUGUUGCCUUUGCUGUUGUCGCCUUUGAUGUUGUUGCCUUUGCUGUCGUUGCCUUUGCUGUUCCCCGCGAGGAGAAUGGUGAUGAAGAGCUCCUCGGGAACGGUGACUUCGAUGACGUCGGCAUCGUUGAGUAG